AUGUCAACUUUAUCUCUAGCUGGAAAACAAAAAAUUUUAACUUUUGCUGGAGUUUUCCGUUCAAACUUUGCUGACUCUUUUGGUAAUUUCCUUGAGAAAUCAACAACUGGCAACACUCCAUUGGUUGUGAAUUUGGCAAAUGGAAAUGAAACAAUUAAUGCUAGAAACUGGGCUAUUUUGAUAACCAAUAUUCUCGCUGGAGCACUAGCAGCAAUUCCUGGAUAUGGUCCUGCACUCUGUGCUGGUUCUUUAUUGGUUCUGAAUAUCAUUUUUAGCAAUGUGGCUGUAGAGGAUGAUCAAAACAGGGAGAUAUAUGAUAUUCUUGAGAGAUCAAAUAGAAAACUGGUUGGUGGUUGGAAUCAAUCUACAAUUAGGGGCGCAUCUACGUUAUUGGAACAACUCUUGCAGUAUCAAUUGAUUGUUCAACAACCCCCAAAUGAGGCAGAAAUUACCAAAAUGAAAUCAUUAACUGAUCUCAUUCUUAGUUUCUUUUCUACCCAUUCUGAAGGUAUGCUUCUUCCAGGUUAUGAAGUCAUUUCUCUUCCUGAUUAUGCUGCCUUUAUUACGAUCCAUCUCAAGUUCCUUGAGGAUAUUACUCUUCGCUCAACAUAUUAUAAACUCAGUUCAACCGAUCAAAGAUACUAUAUGGAACAAUAUAGUAAUUUACAUCAAAAGUAUCUCGACAGAAUCAGAGAAGUCUAUAACAUGGGUCUCAAUGAAAUCUUUCAAAAGUAUCCCGAAAAGAGAUACGAAGCAGGAGAUUAUAAUGCUCUUUUCAAUCACAUUCAAAACUAUCGUAACUUUAUGAUAAUUCAUGUCUUUGAUAUGAUCAACAUGUCGUUCAAUGUACAACACUUUGGUAGACCUUUCGAUUUUAUCAAUCCAAGACCUUUAUAUUCAAAAGUUUUUUGCAAAACCUCAUUACUAGUUUAUAACAUGUCUAGUCCGGUAUUAGAGGUUGACCACGCUGCAAUGGAUAUUAGAAGAAUGUCAGCAAACGAAAUUGCCUACUAUCUCUCUACCGAGAGAUCUGGAUUAUAUGUAUCAGAUAUCCGACGUAUCAUGGUGAAUGCAGAUAACAGUAAUAUCUAUUCUCUUCAAAAUGAUUAUAGCGAUAAUAGUUACAGCAAAAAAUAUGGAUCUCCAGAUAGUGGUCAACAGCAAUUUUUAGCAAUUCCCUCUGGAUCUUUUCUCUUUGUAAAUCAAAUUCCAAUCCAAAAUGGAGGUCUCAAAUUUAUUGGUACAACAGGAAAUAAUAUGAAAAUUGGUGCCACAGAUUCUUUUACAAUAAAUGGAUCUGAACUUGUUGAUUAUGGUGGUAAUAGAAUUGGUAGAAUUACUGGAAUCGAACGUUCAAUUCCUAGAGAGCCAAAUCUUUAUGGUAUGGUUUGUACUUUCUUCCCAAACAAUGUUACACCGUUUACCAAUUUGAAUCCCAAUCUUGUUAAUGUUAUCAAUGGAACUAAAAUUGAUUACAUGACUCCAUUUGGAAACUAUGAACUUUUGGCUGAUUAUCAAAAUAUUGGAAUGGAUGCACUCAAUGCACGUAAUUAUCUUUUUUAUAACAUUGAAUGUCAAAGCCAACCAACAGAAUUCAUGAUUCAAAUCCAAACAGAAAAGUUUACACCUGGUUUUUCUGUUACAAUUAGAGAAUCAGAUCAAGAUCCAAGCCAAGCAUUAACCUUCAAUGCUACGAGUGAAGUUGUUUAA
This is a messenger RNA of Heterostelium album PN500, 1710 nucleotides long. RefSeq lists its product as uncharacterized. Gene Ontology annotation, biological process: symbiont-mediated killing of host cell. The record is from RefSeq and is a predicted model, not a curated record. NCBI's taxonomy places the organism in Eukaryota, Evosea, Eumycetozoa, Acytosteliales, Acytosteliaceae. Bases 1 to 1710 code for a protein of 569 amino acids. Gene Ontology annotation, molecular function: toxin activity. The transcript has 6 exons.